Diaporthe batatas is the source of this 1199-nucleotide messenger RNA. RefSeq lists its product as uncharacterized. Bases 402 to 1199 code for a protein of 265 amino acids. Gene Ontology annotation, molecular function: hydrolase activity. The record is from RefSeq and is a predicted model, not a curated record. The transcript is spliced from 4 exons. NCBI's taxonomy places the organism in Eukaryota, Fungi, Ascomycota, Sordariomycetes, Diaporthales, Diaporthaceae.
ACCAAGCCGCCGAUGCCGGCUGCAUGAUUACCAGAUAGACGACGCAAGUUCAGGCACAACUGGAACGCCGAACCGUUUUCAGUUUAUGUUCCACAGGAAAGAUGACCAUCAAAAUGGCCGCUGCAUCAGACAACGUCGUCAACCCUCUCCAUCCGUCUCUGGUCGACAAGAUCGAUCCUGACUUUGCGAGAAUCUACAACCUGUUCCAGGGUACCUAACACCAAGACUGCGCGCCGACCAGGUACCGUAUGAGGAAUACAACAAGGACCGAGCAAAAUACACUUUCCCAGUCCACGAGGUCGAGGGCCCGUGCCCCGACGUCGGUAGUAACACGGUACACCAGGUCUCGGUGACGGAACCACCUGGCGAGAUCUCCGUACAAGUUAUCAGGCCGACAGACGAUGCAGUUGCCAAAGGUGGCCUGGGCAGAAACGGAAGACUUCCUGUGUAAUUUCCAUGGUGGCGGCUUUGUUAUAGGCAGCCUUCUCACGGAUGAAGUCUUCUGCAAGAAUGUUGCUCAACAGGUCGGAUGUGUUGCAGUAAACGUCGAAUACAGAAUGUCCCCCGAGUAUCCGCAUCCCACUCCUGUGCUGGACAGUUUUGAUGCGCUCAGGUGGGUGAUCGAGAACGGCGACACGCUCGGCAUUGAUACCUCUCGCCUGGCCAUUGGGGGCUACUCUGCAGGAGGAUGCAUCGCGGCUGCGUUGGCUCUCUUGGCCAGAGACAAUGUGGAUCUCCCGUCACUGAAACUCCAGCUACUCGUUGUCCCGGUCCUAGACGCGAGGUUCGUGCCAGAGGAUGGCCCAUGUGACCCCGACACUGUCCCGUAUGAGAGCUACGUGAGCCUGGAGCAUGCCCCAUGCUUGCCUCUCCAUCGCCUGCGGUGGUUCUAUAACCUCUGGCUAGGACGGGGGGAACAGAGGGUCGAAAAGGCCAACGACUUCCGGGCAUCACCGAUGGUGGCGGCUGACUUGUCACGCCUGGCCCCCGCCAGUAUACAUUCUGCCGAGAUUGAUCCGCUGGUGGAGGAGGGCCGCCUAUUCCACAACAAACUUCUGGCUGCAGGAACCCCUAGCGACCUAAAGGUAUACAAGGGCGUCGGACAUCCUUUUGGUCAUUGGGCUGGUGAGCUACCUGCAGCUAGAGAGUUUUGCAAUAAUGCCUACUCUGCACUACGGAGUGCUUUCACAGCUCUUUAA